UUGCCUUUUUCCCGGGAAGUGGGAACUGUCUUUGAAAUCAAGGAAAAUUAGUACAAAAUCUAUUGCUACCGAUUUCAUUUUGGUGUUAAAACCAACCCGUUAUUUAUAGAAACUGAUUAAGGUUAACAAAAGGAGCUAUGGCAGGUAUGCAACCACCGAAUGUCGCAUCAAUGGGAGGUGUUCCUCAGUCGCAUCCUCAAGCGAUGCCAGGCCAGCCGACCCCGCCGACACAGGUCCCACAACAGGGUACUCAGGGGCAGCAGCCGCCGCAGCAGCAGGCUGCAGCAUCUCAUCAUCAUCAACAACAACACCAAGAACAUGAUGCCAUUGCCAAAGUGAAGAUGACUGUGGUCUUAUUGAAAGAGGCAUUGAGGAACCUUAUGAAGAUUUCUGCUCAGGCCUUUGCUCAUUCUGCCACGAUUGACAAUACAACUAAAACUUCAGAUGAGAUUGCAGCAAGAUUUGAUAAAAGCUUGGAGGAAUUCUAUUCUCUGUGUGAUCAGCUGGAGUUGUCACUUCGUCUUGCCUACGACUGCACGACCCAGUUCAUGGACGGGGCACGCUAUACCCCUGUACCGCUUGUCCAUUCCCAUAAACCAGACAUGAUGCCGACGGAAGCCCUGACCUACGGCCAAUACAUCAGUACAGUGAAGGCUCAGAUACAGUGCGCUUCCGACGUUCAUACCGCCCUCUUGGACUGCUGCCAGAAAUUAGGGCAUUCAAGCCAGACAUAACGAACUGUGAAAGCAGGCCAAUGACCAAUGAACAUUUUGUAUGUUAUAGACUUGAUGGAGCAAGGAGAAUGUGAUAUUUGAUU
Molecule: messenger RNA, 817 nt
Organism: Strongylocentrotus purpuratus (purple sea urchin)
Lineage: Eukaryota; Metazoa; Echinodermata; Echinoidea; Camarodonta; Strongylocentrotidae
Gene: med29
Product: mediator of RNA polymerase II transcription subunit 29
Exons: 4
Coding region: 138-734 (198 amino acids)
Biological process (GO): regulation of transcription by RNA polymerase II
Cellular component (GO): mediator complex
Molecular function (GO): transcription factor binding; transcription coregulator activity
Source: RefSeq, a predicted model, not a curated record